Messenger RNA from Juglans regia (Persian walnut), 2550 nucleotides. RefSeq names its product protein FAR1-RELATED SEQUENCE 5-like. The coding region runs from base 1 to 2550 and encodes 849 amino acids. The record is from RefSeq and is a predicted model, not a curated record. The transcript is spliced from 6 exons. Gene Ontology annotation, molecular function: zinc ion binding. NCBI's taxonomy places the organism in Eukaryota, Viridiplantae, Streptophyta, Magnoliopsida, Fagales, Juglandaceae.
AUGGGAAAAGAAUCGAAGAGAUCGUUGCAACUUGGAGUAGUGAUAUUGUUUUUUGCCGUAAUACCGAGCAUGAUUGAGUCCGGUGUAGUCCCUGAUCAUGACAGAAAUACAAGUACUGGAUGCGAUGCUUCGGUUGGAGAAUGCAGCCGAGAAUUAGCAGAGCAGCUCGAUGACUACCAAGUAUAUCCAGGACCAGAACCCGGACCGUACUACUUCGACUACUACUACUAUUCUAGCGAAUAUGUAGCAUACAGAUCUCUCUUCCAGCCACCAGUCUGUAGUGGAAUAAGAUAUGGCAACUGCAUAGUCCCUGUGCGUGGACGGACGCGAGCUUGCUCCACUUACGACCGAUGCCAACGCGUUGGUUGGAAGGCUCGGAAUAGGACAUUGAAUGUCGCUAGACCACGUCCAACAGGAAAGACAGAAUGUAAGGCAAAGAUUAAUGCCUUAAAAGUUGAUGGAAAGUUCCGGUUGACAACAGUGAAUAAUACCCAUAACCAUGACCUUAGUCCAAAUAAGGCUCGCUUCUUUCGAUGUAAUAGAGAAGUGAGUGACUCUGUAAAAAGAGUCCUAGAUAUAAACGAUAUGGCUGGUAUUCGAAUGAAUAAGAGUUUCGGAUCUCUCGUCGUUGGCGCUGGUGGAUUCGAGAACCUCCCAUUUUUAGAAAAGGAUUGUCGUAAUUAUAUCGACAAGGCAAGACAUCUAAGGAUUGGUAAAGGUGGUGCAGGAGCGCUUCAAGAGUAUUUUUGUAGGAUGCAGUACAAAAAUCCUGGUUUCUUUGCACUGAUGGAUUUGGAUGAUGAGGGGAGGUUAAGGAAUGUCUUCUGGGCAGACCCUCGUAGUAGGGCAGCCUACCAAUACUUCGGUGAUGUGGUGACAUUCGACACUACAUACCUGACGAAUAGGUAUGGGAUGCCCUUUGCACCAUUUGUUGGUGUAAACCACCAUGGGCAAUCAAUUCUGUUGGGAGCAGGGUUGAUUUCCAGUGAGGAUACAGAGACUUUUGUUUGGUUAUUCCAGACGUGGUUGAAGUGUAUGGAUGGUAUCGCUCCAAAAGCUAUUAUCACCGAUCAAGACAAGGCGAUGAAAAAUGCAAUAGCUAUUGUUUUUCCUGAAAGCCGACAUCGACUGUGUUUGUGGCAUAUACUGAAAAAAGUGCCCGAGAAGUUGUCCUCCUAUGCUUCGUACAAAAGUGGGAUGAAGAAUGCAUUGAUGAAAUGUGUGUAUGACACGCAUACCAUUGACGAGUUUGAGAAAUCUUGGGAUGAGUUAAUCGAUACGUACCGCUUGCAUGAUAAUGUCUGGCUGAAAAGUUUAUACACUGAGCGUGAGUAUUGGGUGCCGGCAUUCUUGAAGGACUGUUUUUGGGCUGGGAUGAGUACAACGCAACGCAGUGAGAGCAUGAAUGCUUUUUUCGAUGGUUACAUUCAUGCUAAGACAAACUUGAAAGAGUUUGUCGAUCAGUUUGAUAGUGCGUUGAAAAAAAAAAUUGAGAGUGAAAAUAACGCGGACUUCUACUCAUUUAGCGUUACCAUUCCUUGCAUAUCUAGAUCUCCUCUGGAGAAGAGAUUUCAAGAGUUGUACACAAAUGCUAAAUUUAGGGAAGUUCAGAUGCAACUUACCGGCAUUAUCGAUUUGGAUCCAGAGUUACUUAAGAGGGAUGGUGCAGUAAAGACCUAUCAGGUAGAGGAUGAAGUUCGUGUGGAAGAGUUCAGUAAGUUGGUUACGUUUUCUGUGGACUUCAAUGAGGAAGAUGCAGAUGCUAAGUGUUCAUGUGGUUUAUUUCAGAUGAGAGGUAUACUGUGUCGGCACAUUCUCGCUGUAUUUAAGUGUAACGGGAGAAAAUCCCUGCCAGAGAAGUACAUUUUAGACCGAUGGAGGAAGGAUAUCAAAAGGAGAUACACGUUAAUCGAUAGCAGCUAUGAUGCAGGGGAUCAGCGGCCAGAUGCUUGCAGAUAUUCUAGUCUAUUAAAAGUCUGUUAUCAAAUGAUUACUUAUGCAGCGGGUUCAAAAAAACAUACUAAGGAUGCCACACAUAAGUUACAUGCAAUGAUUGAAUUAUAUAGUGAGAAUCAAGAACCUCCAUCAAUUACUCUCACUGGUUCUAAUGUUGGUUGUACUCAAAAUGACACACUCACUGUGGGUAGUUCAAAACAAGUGCUCAGUCCAUUGGUUGUCAGAGGGAAAGGCAGACCCCCAUCUCUUCGGAGAGCAUCCAAGAUGGAGAAAGAGAUGCGGAAACUUAAAGGAAAGACAAAGAAAGCACCAGUAAACCGGAAACGUAAACAGAGAGAUGGAGGAGAUACACCAGUGCCAGACACAUGCAGGAAUUUAUUUGGCCCAUCAGUGUUAGAUGUUUCCAAUCUUGUUCAAGACAAAUCAGCUGUUGUCAUUGAUGGAACCCAGAUUGGACAAACAGUUCAAUUUGGGUUGGAUGGAUCACAACCUAAACAACUUGGAUUAGAUGAUUCACAAUUGGAAACAUUGGGGUUUAUUGGUAGAAACAUUGGUGAAGGAUGUUCAAGAGCUGGAAAUGAUGUGAUGGAUUAG